GGGCAGCAUCGUGUGUGUGAGACUCGGAAUUGCGCGCACGGAUCGGGGGUCGCGCGCUACGCCCCUUGCGCGACCGCGGGCUAUCCCCGCCCCCUCCAUCUUCCUCGCAGCGCCGCUCAGGCUCGGUCCCUCAGCGACGGAGGGACAGUCCCAGGCUCGGCGGCGGCGUCGGCGGCUCCCCCUCCCGCCUCUCGCCAGUCGCCUCGCGCCCUCGCCUCCGUCCUGCGCGCACCGGCCGUCGACCCUGCGUGUAGUAAGAUGGAUAUCCUUUAUCAGUGUAAGGAGGUUUUGAAGAUCCAGAAGUUUCGGCGUAUGGUGUCGUAUGCUGGAUUCUACUGCUUCACUGCCCUCAUUACUUAUGCUUACACAAGCAAUACGACAAGGGCUGGGAUCUCAAGGGCUGACCAGUAUUAUGCUUCCUACCCUGCUGGUACUGAGCUACUGACUGACACUGCAAAGCUUUACAAGGCUGCAUUAGGCAAUUGUUUUGAAAUAGACGAAUGGGGCCCAAUAGAGUUCUCCAUCAUGGCGAAGCAUUUUGACCGGCAAGGGAAACCACCAUAUGCCUACCAUGCACAAUAUCUGGCGCACCUCCUCUCCCAUGGGCAGCUCGACGGAAGCGGUUAAAUGCAGGAUGUGUUGUUCAUAGCAUGCAUCAAUGCGAUUAGAAUGCCACUAGAUCUUGUACAAAAAUGUUGCCUUGCUAGAACACUGAGGCCAGACUGUAUCAGACUAGAGAUUGCAGAACUGGCAUCAGAAACAGGUUCUGAAUUUUCGGCCAUCAGCUGGUACGAUAUCGGUGCCGAAUUUGUAGGUUCGCGCAACAAUUUCUGAAAAAACAUGACAUUGUCCUGUUGGAGCAUUUACGGUGUCCUUUUAUUGUUGAAUAAUAAAACUCUGAAUGUUAGGGCAUGCAUUAAUUCGUC
Molecule: messenger RNA, 926 nt
Organism: Sorghum bicolor (sorghum)
Lineage: Eukaryota; Viridiplantae; Streptophyta; Magnoliopsida; Poales; Poaceae
Exons: 6
Coding region: 259-627 (122 amino acids)
Source: RefSeq, a predicted model, not a curated record